Molecule: messenger RNA, 4884 nt
Organism: Mycena indigotica
Lineage: Eukaryota; Fungi; Basidiomycota; Agaricomycetes; Agaricales; Mycenaceae
Product: INCENP-ARK-bind domain-containing protein
Exons: 11
Coding region: 1-4884 (1627 amino acids)
Biological process (GO): deadenylation-dependent decapping of nuclear-transcribed mRNA
Cellular component (GO): P-body; cytoplasm
Molecular function (GO): hydrolase activity; RNA binding; manganese ion binding
Source: RefSeq, a predicted model, not a curated record
AUGGACGGGGGCGGAGUGCUCGAAUGGUGCAAUGCCACCCGUUUUUCCAUGGCCAACGAUCCUGGCCGUCAGCUUUUUCACGACCAAGUUCAAAACCACGGCCUGCUUUUUCUUGACGACUACCUCGACAACAUUUUAGCUGGACCGCGGCGAGACCCGCUCAUUGAGCUCGUCAAAACACCCGGUCGCAACAAGGCAUCUGCAAAGAAACUGGUUUCUAGUUCCGCAUUAAAGACAACGGUCACAUACUCCCUCGAGGACGACUCGCCUUCCAAAGAAAAUGUGACGCCAGUGAAUGCAUUCCACCAGAAGCUCAUCCAAGCACAAAACGAAACUAUACCAACCAGUCUGGCUGAUACUGAGCCUGUUCCAGUCACCGAACCCCCACCACCAGUUCAGAGUGAAUUAUUUGUCAUCACCGAAGACGAUGAGAACGAGAGGAGUCGUGUGUCUCUCGGUGUUCAACAGGACACCAUCAUGACCGUUGUGGCCGAGACGCACCAGCCAAUCCCAGCGGAGCCUGAAUGUACACCAACUAUCGAUCCCACACCACUACCUCCAACCGACUCGAGUAUUCGUCCAGCCACUCCGAUCACAUCCCAAGAUGUUGUCGACACUGAAAUGCGACCAGUGUCACCAGAGCCUGAACCAGUGCAUUCAACGCAAGCUUCAACAGAUAGCACUUCAAGUAUUACGAGUGUUCAUAAACCAUCCUUACCUGCCCUACCUGCCCCCAUGCCAUUCCGGAAAUCAUUCAAAGCACCAGUCGCGGAGUCCUCCAAUGCUCAAACCACCGCUGUCACCCCAGGAGCUGGCUUGAAACGAACUUCAUGCGACCGACUCUCCCCCCCUCCUGCCAUCAUCCCACCGGCCCAAAAGAGGAAGAGUGGCGAUAUGCUUGGUUUGGCUCCUGCCGCAGAUACCCAAGAGGGAGAGGAGGAGGAGGCCGAGAGACCCAUCAAGGCCGCAAAAGUCAGUCAAGACGAUGUCGCCGCCACUCAGCCAAAAGCAUCAGAUGAUCUAAGAGCCGAGCCCGAUGCCGACGACGACGGUCUACUAACCCAACUCAAAAAAACUGUUGAUGGUUUAGGCGCUCGAUUGGGGAAGAGCAUGGGAAAAUCUCUUGGGGGAACGGCUGCCAAUGCUUUGGCGGAAGCGCGCGCUGCUGCAGAGGCUCGAAUCGCAGAGAGAAACAAUCGCGAAGAAGAGGAACUCACAGUGGCAAUGGGAGAACCAGUUGUUGAUCCCAUCCCAGAAGCCGAGCCAACAUUAGAUGUUUCAAGUCAAGAAGAAGUGACCAAUGUCGCAUCUCAUUCAAGACUGAGCGUGUCAGACCUUGUUACUUCUUCAGAGAACACGAGUCGAACACAGAACAAACCUCUCCCCUCGGUACCCUCUCCACCCUUGUUCCAUCGCAUCCCAGCCGGUCCGGUGUUCAACAAACCCGUGUUUACCCCUCCAAAACCUUCGACUACCUCUGCCUUCAAGCUACCAGCAACCAAUCCGUUUUCUCGCCCGGCGCCUGUGUCAGUCGGCCUUGGGACACGACUUCCAUCACCCCAUGCUCUCACAACUGCACCACUUUCUGCGCAAUCCACGCUCGAGAGUAUCAAAUCCGAGACAAUUUUUGACAGCCAAGAGACUCCAGCAUGGAUGCCAUCGACACAAGAGACUGAGUACACUUCUGGCUUCGGCUCGCAGUCGCAAUGUUCUCCGCCUCGUGGGCAGACAAACAACCUUGAUGAUGACGAUAGUUGGCCUCUCCAAGAGCGUCUCGCAGCGACUUCAUCCUGGCUCGCAAACACGGGGAACGCGAAGGAUGAUAGUUUGACCUGGAGUACCCUGCCUACCUCCAGCGUGAGAAGAGACACUGGGACUAUUGCGCAACCUCUCAGCGAGCCGGUCCCAGAACCUCUAGGCGCAUCGGUCGUACAACCUUUAGGUGAAUCAAUCGCUGACGAUGUUGACAUUGGUUUCUUGAAUGACCAAGACGCUGAUCGUCAUGAAGAACAACCAAUUCCUGGCUCGUUCCACAUGGAUAUCGAUGUCUCUGACGAUGAUGAGGAUGCCAAUGCACUGGAUUUAGAGUUGCAAGAGAAUGAGACGAGAAGCCAGAGUCAGAUGUCUUUGGAUUCGACAACAUCCUCUCAAUCUCACAACCAAGGCGGAUUCUUCGGACAUGCCACCAAACUUGUGAGCAGCAUGCUCGGCUCAAGUAAGAAGGGCAAACCUGAAGUUAAGAGUCUACAACUCGCUGCGGCGGCGGCCAAGAAGGUAUAUGUCCGUCACAAUAAUCGUGCGUUAGGUUCUAAUUCCCGGUUACAGCAACAGGAGGAGAAGGAAAAGAAAGCCAACAGGCUCAAAGAGAUGGAAAACCGACGUCAGGCCGCAUUGCAGCGAAAGGCCGACGAAGAAAAGGCAAAAGCGCUGGAAGAGGAACGCAAACUUAGAGAAGAUAACGAACGUCGGAAGAAAGAACGCGACGAACUCACUGAUAAGAGGCCGCUUGUCAAGAGUGUCGUGGUCAAAAAGAUCCCAGUGGAAAGCGAGAAGAAGCCAGAGCUCAAGAAAGUGGCGUCAAAACCGAAUCUUAAUGCGUCGACAAGCACCAAGGUUCCUGUUAAAUCGAAUGUCAGCAAACUGCCAGCUGCCGCGCCUGUUGCAUCAACAAGCAAGCCGUUGGAGAUGCCGAAAACUCAGACCAAGGGCAAAAUGCCAGUUAAGGCGACUGCCAUGGACGACGAUAUUGCCCAACCUUCUCAAAUUUUACAAACACAAAUGGCUGCUCGAGCCAAGGCUCAACUUCAGGCCGCUAAUCCAACAACGCCAGUUGUCGCUAGUGAGAACAUUGAACUACCUGAUAUCAACAGUGAAUAUUCCGAUUCUGAUGAUGAAGAUCGUCCUCGUAGUUUCAACCCCCCAUCAUGGGCGCAAUCCCCCGACCUUCGUCAAGCUUUGGAAAUGCAAAGUACCAUCAAUCCGGACGACAUUUUCGGGGCGAUUAGGCCUCUGAAGAUGGAUGAGCUUUUCAGGAAUCGCACAGGUCGUUUCCGUGCUCGAACUAGCUCCGCAAAUUGGACAGGUACCGACGGUUUGACUAUAGAAGAACAAAGGGAAUACUCCACUCCCUUCCUCCGUCACACCAACUCCAUUAUGGCUUCGUCUGCGUCGUCCCCGGAGAUGCCAGCAGCCUCAGCCGUAGCAUCCGAAAACCUGCUUUCCUACACCCAUGCAACCCAUGACGAGGUUCUCGAAGACCUUUCAAGCCGAUUUAUUCUCAAUCUUCCUGAAGAAGAGCUUGCAUCGCUGGAGCGUAUAUGUUUUCAAGUGGAACAAGCACAUUGGUUUUACGAAGACUUCAUUCGUGAACAAAACCCCAAAUUCCCCACUCUCCAUCUCAAGAAAUUCUCCGCGAUGCUUUUCAAUGCCUGUCCUAUGCUGCAUCAGUGGAACCACGACCACGAGCAGGCUUUCAACCAUUUCAUGCUAUAUAAAACCCGAGUCCCCGUUUGUGGAGCGAUAAUGCUGAACGAUAAAUGGGACAAAGUCCUGGAGGAAACAGGUUAUAAUUUGGCUGGCCAGUUGAACAAAGAGGACGUGAUUGAGGUGUCCAUUAAAGAGCAGAAAAUAGCGCUCUACAUCGUACCCAAUGUACCCGAAGACUAUCCCUUCAAGACAAGGACCCGGAAGGAGAUCAGUAAAAUCGACUGGUUCAAAUUGACAGACCUCCCGACGUGGAAACGAAGCAAACUUUCUCCUGGAAAAUUUUAUCUCAUCACUCCAUUUAUUGGUCCUCUGAAAGCUUUCAUCAAUGAGCGCAAGCCACGUAGCCCACCACGCAAAGGCCAGAAACCCAAGAAACCACCACCAACCAAUAAUAUACCAAGAGAGCCAUCGCCACAACUGCCUGAGGAAUCCAGCUCUCAGUCAUCUUCGAUGGAUAAUGGCGAUCCUCAAACCCCUUCUCCGCAAUACGCCACUGCCACAGCCACAGUCGUACAACAAUCGUCGAAUUUGGACCCAGACAAGAUGGACCCCCAUUUUGCCCGACUACUUUCUUCGUUAAGCUUGUCUGCGGCUACUGCAACGGGUCCGCAAGAAGGAGAGAAAGUUCUGACAGUGAAAACGACGGAGUCGGUUCGAGAGGCUUCCACACCUGUCCCAGUCACAGCUUCCUCUUCUGGUUCACGAUCUUUACCUGCUAUGAACGACGCCACUAGUAUGGAAGGGGAAGCAUCGUCACUCGUUCCCACGCUCAAUCCACAAUCUUUGCAGCCUAUACAAUCACCCUCACCACUCAUUUUGAACCCAAGGCCAAGCGAUCAACCCCCUCUAACCGAUUCCGAAGCAAUAAUGUCGUCGCCAACAGCCUCUAUCAGAUCAUUAGGCUCACGUCGAACGGCUAGCACGGCAGACAUAUCUCCGUAUUUGUCGCGAUCUACCCAAAUGCCGAGUACUGCCAAACGAAUGCAACAACUGGCUUUACUCGAAUCUGUUGCCGAUGAAUCAGCCAAAUUACUCCAACGCCAGACUCCACCAAUUUUAUCACCACCACUCCUUCGUCAAUAUCCUAUUCCUCCUGCUUCGGUUCCUCCGCCACCGGUAUUUGACCCUAUGCAGGUCUUGUACUCGUCUGGCUAUCCUAUUCCUCCGCAACUGCCGCCCCAUGACCCUUUCCAAGUGAGACCGUGGACAAGUCAGGCGUUUCACCGUGGCCCAGCGAUGAGCAUGUCGCAAGCUCAAAUCCAAGCACUCGCAAAUAACCAACGAGUCCCGAUGGGAGCCUAUCGACCUCCAUUUGUUCACCCGAUCGCCCCUCGAACCCUACCUACUCCCGGCGACAACUCUGGUUUGCUUUCUAUACUAAACGGACGACGUGGAUAG